Nasonia vitripennis (jewel wasp) is the source of this 2259-nucleotide messenger RNA. RefSeq names its product CaiB/baiF CoA-transferase family protein C7orf10 homolog. The transcript has 7 exons. The record is from RefSeq and is a predicted model, not a curated record. Gene Ontology annotation, molecular function: catalytic activity. NCBI's taxonomy places the organism in Eukaryota, Metazoa, Arthropoda, Insecta, Hymenoptera, Pteromalidae. The coding region runs from base 34 to 1482 and encodes 482 amino acids.
ACGAAUCACGAGUAGAUUUGAUGAGGGAACGCGAUGAUGCGAACGAGGGUUUGGCACAAGUGUCUACUGCCGAGAAGAAAAUGCUGGGGAGCUGCUUCUGUUGCGAUGAGGCUCAGUUCGACAAAUGUAGAUGAUACGUCUCCUCUGGGAGGUAUUAGAGUGUUGGACCUGUCUCGGAUAGUGGCUGGACCAUAUUGCACCAUGAUCCUGGGAGACUUGGGAGCUGAAUAUUGUGUGAUCGUGAGGCUGCAUUGUUUAGAUACUUCUGACAUUCUGAUUGAGAAUUACGUACCUGGAAAACUGUCAAAGAUGGGUUGGUUGGACCUGUCUCGGAUAGUGGCUGGACCAUAUUGCACCAUGAUCCUGGGAGACUUGGGAGCUGAAAUAUUGAAGAUCGAGCAGCCAGGAGUUGGAGAUGAGGCUCGCAAAUGGGGACCACCGUUUUUUCAGAAUACCAACGAGUCUACUUAUUUUGCCAGUGUGAAUCGAAAUAAAAAGAGUGUCUGCAUUGAUUUAAAGAAGGGAAAACAUGUUGUUUAUGAUUUAGCUAGAAAGUCUGACAUUCUGAUUGAGAAUUACGUACCUGGAAAACUGUCAAAGAUGGGUUUGGGUUACGAUGAGAUAAAGAACGUUGCUCCGCAUUUAAUAUAUUGCUCGUUGACUGGAUAUGGAUCAGAGGGGCCUUAUUCAAAGAGACCAGGAUACGAUGUUAUUGCUGCUUCCUUGGGUGGUCUGAUGCACAUAACAGGACCAAAGGAUGGUGCCCCUUGUAAACCUGGUGUGGCAUUAACUGAUCUUGCCACUGGUUUGUACGCUCAUGGUGCAAUUAUGGCAGCACUACUUCAACGGAUGAAGACUAAUAAAGGCCAGUGGAUUCAGUGUAAUCUUUUGUCAACUCAAGUGGCCACUCUAAUAAACAUUGGCUCCAAUUAUCUUAAUGCUGGUAAGGAGGCAAAAAGAUGGGGGUCUGAACACGAAAGUAUUGUCCCUUAUGAAGCUUUUCCAACCAAAGAUGGUUAUAUGACUGUUGGGACUGGCAGUGACUUACAAUUUUCUGAUCUUCUCAGAAAGUUAGGAAUGCCUGAACUACAGUCUGAAGAAAAAUUUAAAAAUAACAUCAACAGAGUUAAAAAUAGAGGUGAACUAUUGGAAAUAUUGCGAAGAAAAUUCAAGGAAAAAACUAAUGAAGAAUGGAAUAAAAUUUUGGAAGGCUCAACAUUUCCUUAUGGACAAAUCAAUACAAUGAAACAAGUAUUUGAGGAUCCACACAUUAAACACAUAAAAUUGGUAAAAGAAAUUGAUCAUCCUGUAGCAGGAAAAAUGAAAGUUGUAGGCCCACCUGUGAAAUAUUCUCAUGCUAAAAAUGAGGUACGACUUCCUCCGCCGGGACUAGGUCAACACACUUCUGAAAUUUUGAAAAAUGUUUUGAAUUACUCUGAGCAAACCAUAGAAGAAUUGAGGAGCAAUAAAGUUAUACAAUAAUAUUUUUUAUAAACUACAUUCCUAUUGUAAUAUAUUUUUAUAUGAUAUUGUAAAAAAUAUGAAUUGUUUUAAAUAAAUUUGUCUUAUGAAAAAAGUAUUUUUUUAUAUGAAUUAAUUUCUGAUUUUAUCAUCCAAAUAUCACGCAUGCAUUUCUUGAAUGUUCAAUAAAUAAGAAUAAUUUUGGUUUACAGGAAUGUCCAACAGUUAGACUGCGUCUUAGAAAACCAAGGUCAGAUAAGAAAGUUCAAUGGACCCAAGGAACAGUUGACAAUGAAAAUAUGAAUAAAAAGAAAUCUAAGUGCUGUUGCAUAUAUGAAAAACCCAAGAACUUUGGAGAAAGCAGUUCAGAAGAUAGUGAUGAUGAAUGUGAACACUGUCAUGGACGUAAAGAUGCUCAUAAAAAAGGUGUACCCACUAACAAAGAUGAGCCACCGGGAGAUGCCAUUGCAUCGCAUCCAGAACCCAUUGCCACAGGGGGCUCUGCUUAAAAUUGAAAAAUAGAUUAUGAAAGUACACUCACAGCCUACUCCAUCAAGCUGACCAAAAGUGUGGUGUGUGAAGAUGAAUCCUAUAAAAGUCAGGAAGCAGGUGUAUUCGACUGUGAUUUUGUUAUUUGUAUUUAUUGACACGAAUCUUUCCAUUUUUUAAAUAGAACAAAUUCAUAUGAUCUGUAUUGAUAAAAUCAAACUAUCUACUAAUUAUGAGCAAAGCCAAAAUGUUCUUGUCAAUCGAAUCCGAUUCGCAAUGAAAUAAACUUCCAAAAAAUUGUUGAUCUUA